AUGAAUGGCGUGGAAAAAGUAGGUAAACAAGGAACUAAAGGCAAAACAGGUCCACGUGGACCCCGCGGAGAACCCGGUGAUGACGGUGACGACGGCGAGGAAGGCGAGAUUGGACCACCUGGCAUAACUGGAGGCCCAGGUGAGCCUGGCGAGAAGGGAGCGAAAGGAAAAGCUGGAUCGAUCGGUUUGCCUGGAAUCCCUGGAGUUUCGCCGAACUGCGACUGCAAGCAGAUCAUCAGAGGGCAAUCAUCACAUCCCAACACAAACGACAUUCGAAAGUGCAUUCCCUGGAAACCAAGCACCGAGACGCUCAGCUCAGUAACGUGGACACAAUCAAAGAUGUCAACGAGGUUUCUAAAGAGAGUGAUGGCGGGGAAGAGAUAG
Messenger RNA from Cooperia oncophora, 384 nucleotides. NCBI's taxonomy places the organism in Eukaryota, Metazoa, Nematoda, Chromadorea, Rhabditida, Trichostrongylidae. The record is from the annotation of a GenBank genome assembly.